AUGUUCGCGUCGCUGCGUCUUCCCCAAUCCGUCUGCCCUCCUUCCCACGCGCGUUUUUUCCGCGCACCAGGGCACCAGGCGCCGCGCAGUGGCCGCCCCACUGCGCCCAUCGGCCACGCACCGGCCGCCCCACGCCGCUUCGCCGUGUCGCGUCCAAGGGCGGCGUCAGCGCUGGAGGCCCUCGUGCUGGAGUCUGACGACGAGGAUGGAGACGACGCGGAUGAGGAAGCGGAGGUGGAGGAGGUCGGGACGGGCCUGUUCCAGGGCGAGGCGUGGGCCGCGGGGGGCCACGAGAGGGACGCGGUGAGGUCCCCCGAGCUGCAGGUGUUCGAGAUCGAGGAGCUGCCGGAGCAGUGGCGGCGGUCGAGGAUCGCCUGGCUCUACAAGGAGCUCCCCGCCUUCAAGCACUCCACCUUCACCCGCAUCCUCAACGCCCAACGCAAGUGGAUCACCCAGGACGACGCCACUGGCGUCGUCGUCCACUGCCUCCGCAUCCGCAAUAACGACGCCGCAUUCCGGGUGCCGGAGGCCGACCGCGCCGCGGCGGUACGAUUGGGCGCGUGUCGCGCACACCGACAAGCUAGAAAUGCCGAGCUGGGAUCAAAUGGUACUGGAGGCUGGCGGCGCAGGAGAUCGCGAGGGGCUCGCGCGGGGUAGGGGGUUGUCGCGAGGGGGAGCUGCCCUGCGUGGCUUUUUUUAAUUACUGAGGAUAUUUUUUAGCGUUCUGAUGUGGAUUGAUACGUUUUUUGGAUUGAUACGUUUCUGGGGAAAAAGAUUUUAGCAUAGCCCCUAAUAUCUCGUUUUGGGGAAGAAUUUUUUGGGAACUUUUUGGAGUUGCUCUAAAGAUUAAAUGAGAUUCUCUCUAUUUUUUAAGGGCUGCAAAAAUGUCUUCAAUUCCAA
Messenger RNA from Setaria italica (foxtail millet), 900 nucleotides. RefSeq names its product pentatricopeptide repeat-containing protein OTP51, chloroplastic-like. Bases 1 to 657 code for a protein of 218 amino acids. Lineage: Eukaryota; Viridiplantae; Streptophyta; Magnoliopsida; Poales; Poaceae. Gene Ontology annotation, biological process: mRNA cis splicing, via spliceosome; photosystem I assembly; Group II intron splicing. The record is from RefSeq and is a predicted model, not a curated record. The transcript has 2 exons.